AUGUCCGAAUCUAUGCUUCAUCAUGCUGGCUUCAAAUUUACUCCUACAAUCCACAAUGACACUUACGACUUCAUCUCGACAAAAUCUCAGAACCUGAAGGGCAAGCGUGUGUUUCUGACUGGCGCCUCAAAGGGCAUCGGUAAGGAGACAGCUCUCUCCUUUGCUCGUGCCGGUGCUUCCAGUAUCGCGCUCGGUGCUCGCAGCUCGCUCUCAGACCUCGCAACCGAGGUUGAGAAGGCGGCCAAGGACGCGGGUCACCCUGCACCCAAGGUCGUCAGCAUCAAGUUGGAUGUAACAGACAGGUCGAGUACCGAGCAAGCAGCCAAGACUGUCAAGAGCGAGUUUGGUGGUCUGGACUUUUUGUUCAACAAUGCCGGAUAUCUUGAAGAGUUCAAGAAAGUGGCAGAGAGCGAUCCUGACGAAUGGUGGAGAACUCAGGAAGUCAACAUCAAGGGUCCUUACCUGGUUGCUCGUGCCUUCAUUCCCCUCCUUCUGGACACCAAGGAUGGUGACAAGACUAUCAUCAAUACCAGCUCUAUCGGCGCUCACAUGAUCAUGACCGGUGCCAGCUCAUACCAAGUCACCAAACUCGCACUGCUGAGACUGGGAGAGUUCAUUUCACAGGAAUAUGCUGACCAAAAAAUUUUGUGUUACGGAAUACACCCGGGAGGUGUAAUGACCGAGCUUGCCGGCCGGAUGCCUGAGUCCUCUCACCACAUGCUGUCUGACAAACCAGAACUAGCUGCUGAUACUGUCGCUUGGCUCGUCAACGAGAAGAGGGAGUGGCUGGCUGGUAGAUAUGUUAGCGUGACAUGGGACAUGAAGGAGUUGCUGGACAAGAAGGACGAGAUCAUUAAGAAGGACUUGUUGAAGGUCCGCAUGUUAGUAGACUAA
Aureobasidium melanogenum CBS 110374 is the source of this 894-nucleotide messenger RNA. Its product is annotated as NAD-P-binding protein. Gene Ontology annotation, molecular function: oxidoreductase activity. The transcript is spliced from 3 exons. NCBI's taxonomy places the organism in Eukaryota, Fungi, Ascomycota, Dothideomycetes, Dothideales, Saccotheciaceae. Gene Ontology annotation, cellular component: cytosol. The record is from RefSeq and is a predicted model, not a curated record. Bases 1 to 894 code for a protein of 297 amino acids.